Molecule: messenger RNA, 1925 nt
Organism: Cucurbitaria berberidis CBS 394.84
Lineage: Eukaryota; Fungi; Ascomycota; Dothideomycetes; Pleosporales; Cucurbitariaceae
Exons: 1
Coding region: 42-1925 (627 amino acids)
Source: RefSeq, a predicted model, not a curated record
CACCAGCUCGGAUCCCAGCCUUGCCACUUUCUUCGCCCGUCAUGUCUGCAGUCGGCUUCAUUAACAACGGCAUAUCUCUUAUUGAGAAAUCGCUAGCCGCGUAUCAUGCCAUUGCAGAUGCGAAGAAUUUCGGAUCCGAUGCAGCAAAAUCUGUGAUGAUGUUGCGGUUUGAAGCGUUCCGCUAUCAAGAGUGGGGUCACGACAACAAGAACAUCACGGCGAUAUUCCAGGCAUCUAACACGGCGAAAAGCUCACAACCCCCCGAGGCAAUUGGGGGUUUCGGUGCUAAGCAACCAAUUUCACCCGUCUCUACAUCUUGCGAGGCACUUUGUGACGCCGUCAACCAGGUCAUCGACGUUCUGCAGUCUGUCAAUCAGCUGCUGACCAAGUAUAAUCGAGCGUUCGAGUCAAGGGAGCAGCCCGGUCACUCUAUCACUGAUGGAAUCUCAACAACUGCGAUUGGCGCUGGCGGCUUGCAGGGGAAAAUGCACGGUGCUAGUCAGAGAUUCGAACAGCUCAAAGACUCUUUACAAUCACAGACAUCACUCGCCCGCAGAGUCAAGUACGGAAUUACAACAUGGAAUGAGGCCGAUAAAGAGAUACUGAAGAGUCUCAUACAACGAUUUAAAUACUGGAAUGACAGUCUCUACGCGCUAGCGCCACCGGGAAGACAAGACCUCCAGGAAUUGGUACUGGCAUUCCGAAUAGUUGGCGCGGCUAGAUCGACCGCACAGUUGGAAAGCGUUCAAGGCGCAGCCGCGCUGAGCAGAUACGAGUCGAUGUACCGAAGCGCUACCCUUAAGAAAAACAUCGGCAUGAUAGUAGGAGGUCCAAGCCUGAAGAAGAGUUAUGACCAGUUGAGCAUCGAUUCCAAAGCCGCGAAGAGCCGCCGUUUUAUCACCUCAUACUUUUCCAACGAUGUACCCACUGAACAAGUAGGCAGUGCUGAAAGUCCCUCUACGAGAGUACUACCAGAAAGGGUGCUCGUUGAAUGGUAUUACUACGAUAUCAAGUGGAGUCCGAAACAGGUGUUACUAGCGGAUGAACGCGUGGAGAAAUUCGCAGAGAAGUUUUCCAUUGCUGAGAAGCCAGCAAACCUCCCGGUCAUGAACUGCAUCGGAUGGGUCCAGCACCCCACAAAGACCGACAGAGCCUUGCUCUACAGACUCGUAGACACCUCCAGCGCUUCAAGCCAGAUCGUUACGCUCAACGAGUUGUUGAACGGAAGCCACACAUCGACAGUGAUACGUCGUCCCUCGCUUGGAGAUCGUUUCCGGCUUGCGGCCGCCUUGACAGUCGGGUUGCUUGAGCUCCACACCGUCGAGUGGAUACACAAAGGAUUCGGCAGCCACAAUGUACUCCUCUUGUACAAUCCCGGGGAAGGUGUCCGAUACGACAAACCCUUCAUCUCAGGCUUCGACUUUGCGCGACCUGACCGUCCUAACGAGGAGUCGCUCUCCAUGCGGCCGUCAAAGUUUGACCUCUAUCGCCAUCCAGAUAUCCGGGCGGCUAAAUUAUCCUCAGACGCUCCAAAGCCGUCUUCCUCGCGCAUGCAUGAUGUUUAUAGUCUGGGCCUCGUUUUGUUCGAAAUCGGAAUGUGGAUGCCCUUGGAAUCCUAUGUCAAAGCGAACUUGACUGCUGAAGGCUUUCGUGAGCGAAUCCAAGGCUACGUAGAUCAAGAUCUUGCAAUUUGGAUGGGUGAUCGCUUCGCCAACGCUGUGCAAUCAUGCUUGUCUGGCGAAUAUUUGCUCAAGUCAAAAACGUUCCCGCUUGCCGAGAUGGAGGAGCAGGUUGAUGAUGUUGAAGGGAUGGAUGAAGACUUCACUUCAGACCAGAAUUUUGCUAGUGUUCACCAGCUCGCCUACUUCUACCGAACCAUUGUCUCAGAAAUACAUGGAUGCCAGUGCGAAAUGGGAGAUCGCUGA